AUGAGUUUUCGCUUGAUUCUUGACAUACAGGAUCAGAUGAACAUAGUUAGGCGACUACAUCGAUCUGCUCGUCUAGGGUCGGAUCUUGUGUCUGGAUUCAAACUAAAAUGUGGUCUUGAAUUACAUACCCAACUCAAGACGGAUUUCAAGCUUUUUUCCUUGUCUAAAACCAGCUUUAAUGAACCUCCCAAUUCUUCCAUCAGCUAUUUCGAUGUGGGGCUUCCUGGUACUAUGCCCAAAUUGAACCCAGAGGCGCUCCGAUUGGCAUUGAGGCUAGCAGUAUCACUAGAUAGUGAUAUAAACCUCAAUUCGAGCUUUGAUCGUAAACAUUAUUUUUAUCCAGAUCAGCCUCUUGGCUACCAGAUCACCCAACAUUACAGUCCAAUUGCCACAGGCGGAUUUUUGAAGCUUGAUAGUCGGUAUGAUGGCAUAGAAAGUACCAAGAAGGAUAUACGCAUAGAACAAAUUCAACUAGAGCAAGAUACUGGAAAGACAAAUUAUGUCAAAUUCGAUGGAGAAGUACGAAUAGAUUACAACCGAGCCAACAUUCCGCUAAUUGAAUUAGUUACCAAGCCCGACUUUGAGACGAUCGGAGAGGUAGUAGCGUUCAUCAAAAAGUACCAAACGCUUGUGAAAUACCUUGACGUUUGCACCGGUGACCUUGAAACUGGUGCCAUAAGAGUGGAUGUGAACGUCAGUGUAAACGGAGGAAAUCGAGUAGAAAUAAAGAACUUGGGGAGUACGAGCGAAGUUGCUGAAGCACUAGGUUAUGAAUAUCGUCGUCAAAUUGAGUGUCUUAAAGAAAACGUUUCUAUCUUGCAAGAAACUCGUUCUUGGGAUGGGAAAUCCACCACAGCUCUGCGCUCGAAAGAGGAUGCUUUGGACUACAGGUAUGUUCCUGACUCGGAACUUCCAGUUAUAAGGUUGCAUUCUGAUAUCAAAAAACAAGUUCAAGAGUCUCUUCCUCAGCUUCCCGAUGCUGUAGUUGAAAAACUCAUCGCCAGCCCGUUCAAUAUUGAACUCAAACAUGCACAAUUCCUUGUAAAUAACAAGCAUGUUUUGUCCUAUUAUUACAAUCUCAUAGAAUCCAUCAAGGACAUCGAUGUCAAGCGAGCAAACAAUUGGCUCUUUCAUGAAGUUUUCGGGGCAUUUUCGAAAAAUAAUCUUGCUUUUGAUCCUGACAAGAUUUCCCCAUCAUCUUUGGCCCGUUUAUUGCAUUUGAUAUUCAUUGAAAAAUCCAUCACCUCAGCUUCGGCGAAGAUUCUUCUUGGACACUUGGUUACUGCGCCUAACAGUAUGGAAAUUGAGCAAGCAAUGGAACAAUACGAUCUAGGAAAGCCUACUGGUGUAUCAGAAUCAGACAUCGACGAAAUUGUGGAUGAAAUUUGUACUGAAAUUAUCGCUGCAAAUCCAGACGUUAUCAAGCGUAUUAAGGACGGAAAGCACAAGUCCAUCAACUACCUUAUUGGCCAGGCAAUGAAGGAAACCGAGGGGAAAGUUAGUUCGGAUAUCUUUGCAGCACGGUUCAAAGCUUUGAUUGGUACAUAA
This is a messenger RNA of Meyerozyma guilliermondii ATCC 6260, 1548 nucleotides long. Its product is annotated as glutamyl-tRNA(Gln) amidotransferase subunit. Bases 1 to 1548 code for a protein of 515 amino acids. Gene Ontology annotation, biological process: glutaminyl-tRNAGln biosynthesis via transamidation; mitochondrial translation. Gene Ontology annotation, molecular function: glutaminyl-tRNA synthase (glutamine-hydrolyzing) activity. The record is from RefSeq and is a predicted model, not a curated record. NCBI's taxonomy places the organism in Eukaryota, Fungi, Ascomycota, Pichiomycetes, Serinales, Debaryomycetaceae. The transcript has a single exon.